UGUGCCCCCCACAUCUAUACAUUCAUAAUAAUAUUAGAUUUGGAAUCAGAAAUAAAAAAAUGGGAGAAAAGUGUAAGAAUAAAAAACACAUUUUAAAAAUGUGUAACACCGAUGCCUCAUAGCUCCAGGUUUGAUGGAUCUUAGCCAGCCCUUCUCUGUGUGGAGUUUCCAGUUUCUUUGGUGUUUAUGGGGACAAACACAGGUAGCUGUAAGUUUACCUUAUAAACAUAUGAGCACAAAGCCCCACCCACUACCAGCAGAAAUUCCCGUGUCCAGGGACUUACCGCCGGUACUACCGGGUUUCACUUUUAAAACGAAGUUCUAUCAUUGUUGUAAAGAGAGACACUUUUUAUUGUUCGCAUUAUCUUGGAGCUAAUAUGGAGAAACCCGCCAAGGGGCCCUCGCGCAAUGGGCUCGCGGGAAUAUCAGGGAAACGCGGGAAAAAGGGAGCGGGAAAGCGGCUCGUGUCGGAAAUGAAAGCGAAGAAACAGCGGGGGACCGAGUCUGGAUGUGCGCCCAAAUCUGUUCAACAAGCUACACAAGAAGCUGGAGCAAAACCCUCUGACCAUCACACUGACACAGAUGAAUGUCCCUCCUGCUCUGGUAUCCUGAAGCCCUGUUUGGACAGAGUUGGACAGCCCCUCCUGUACACACAGUGCUCCCUGAUGCCUGAAUCCCACCAGUUCUGCAGGUCCUGCCUCACCCCCUGGAAGCCCAUCCAUGAGGAUGGCAUAGAGCGCUGCAGCAACCGGUCCUGUGAGGUGGUGUCUGUUCUCAUCACCUGUGACAAGGUCACCGAUCCCAAGAGCAAAGUUCUGGGCUGCCCCGUCUUCCGUGCUUGUCCAAAGUGCUACUCUCUGAUCAUGCACAUGAAUGGAUGCAAGUAUGUUUUCUGUCGAAAGUGUCGUCAUUAUUUCUGCUUCAUUUGCCUGAGAAGUGGACACAGCUGUGGAAAGGCAAUGGAGCUCUACAGUUCGCUGACCUGUAAGAAACCCCAAGCAGGCAGGCAGAUGUUCAUUACUUAGGGGAUCUGUCGUCUGUGUUUUUAUUUGGAAAUGAUAGUAUGUCUUUACGUGUGUUUGUGUAUAUUUGAUUCAUACUGAGUGUUUGUUUCUUACUACUGUUGUGCUUUUUUCUUAUAGGAGUCAUACAUUAAGUACCCAUAAGCCCAGAAAAUACAAAAAAGUUGCCUUUCACACACUGCCUGUGAGCUCCUGUACAGUUAUAGUCCUAAUGGUUAAUGUUACUGUUAAUUAUGUCUCUUUCAAUAUCAAAAUAUAACUUUGUUAUCUUGAUAUAAGUGAAUGUACUCAA
This is a messenger RNA of Scleropages formosus (Asian bonytongue), 1314 nucleotides long. RefSeq lists its product as uncharacterized. The record is from RefSeq and is a predicted model, not a curated record. Bases 378 to 1025 code for a protein of 215 amino acids. Lineage: Eukaryota; Metazoa; Chordata; Actinopteri; Osteoglossiformes; Osteoglossidae. The transcript has 3 exons.